AUGAUCGUGGAUGCCGUUGAUUACGCCAAGAAAUCGAAAAUCAGGUGGGUCCGACACGUUACGCGAUAUAGUGAUUACCGACCGCCGCCAUCGCAAUGGUCACACAUUUUCACAAAAGCUCUGAACGAAAGGGAUGUUGGACCUCGUGUCCCUGUAACGAGGACGAUUCACUGGACCACUCUGGCUCGUGACAGGGACGAAUUGAGACGUUCCCGCCACCCGUUCGAGGAAGUCGAUGAUCAACGGGACGGCGAGUGA
Molecule: messenger RNA, 258 nt
Organism: Haemonchus placei
Lineage: Eukaryota; Metazoa; Nematoda; Chromadorea; Rhabditida; Trichostrongylidae
Source: the annotation of a GenBank genome assembly